UGCCUCUCAGCCUCAGCAGCAGGAGUCACAUGAGAGGGGGCCGGUGUUGUGUCACGUGAGGUGUCUCUUCCGAAAACAUGGCAACAACUAACUAGCACGGAACGAAACAGCAUCCGACCGACUGUCGUCCGUCCGCUAACGCGCUUCAUUAAGCAUCGGAAAACAUGGUGGACGUAAACGUCGCCUCGCGCAUUUGUUCUCGUCUCAUAACGUUUCUCUAGUCCCACUUCGCGAUGGCCGAAACCGCCCAAGAACCGUUAGCUUAAUGCUAGCUAGCUGUCGGCCGCCACAAACGAGGGACCGGUGGAAGGGGAGACGAGUUCUGCCCUUGGUGACUCUGAGAUCGUCCCUCAUGAAUGUCUGAGAGGAAUCCUCGUGGGAGACAGCGAGGUGAACGCAGCAGGACACUUUGCUACUGUUAACAAGCAUCGUAAACUCACCAUGGAUUGGCUGAUGGACACCGUCGAGAAGGACUUGGGGGUUGACCGGCGGCAGCAGGGCCCAGGUCCCCGUGCCAGGGAGCUCAUCGCCCUCGUUCCCACGCGCUGGGUGACCAGCCUGAGGGAGAUGAGGCUCAUGCGCUGUGCACGCGUUGAUGGUGUCAGCGAGCCGGAAAUCCGCACCUUCCUUCAGUGUUCUCAGGCAAAGUUGCCCCCCGGCUGGACGCGAGUCUGCAUUCAGGGACUGAGGAAAAGCAAGCUGGGCUACAGGUUGGCCAGGGACCCGUGCCAUCAGCAGACGGAGUUCACGUCAGGAGACUCUUAUGUCAAAACCAUGCAGUAUGUGUCGCAACAUAAUGUCAGGAAUCUGUGGCGUGAUGCUCAUUCUAAACAUGUGCAAGCCUAUUCAGGAGCCAAUGAGCAGAUGCAUGUUGCAGCUGUGGAUGCAGUGCGUCAGGCGUUACAGAAGCUCUUCAAUUCACCGUUCAUCUCAACUGACAGAAUGUCACCAUCUCUUUCCCCGGCUAGAGAGAAGGAGAAAGAAAACAACUUGAUGUCCGGUCCAUUGUGCUUUUCCAAGUCCCAGCCGGAGCAUCCGUGUCCCAACGUUCUGCCUGCAGAUUGUCUGCUGGAGACAGCGGAGAUGCUCUACGUUAUUCUACCCUACACUCAGUAUUCGCUCCAUGAUAUUAUCUCCUUCAGCCCGGCCAAGCUCGCAAACAGCCAUGCCAAAGUGUUGUUCAUCCUCUACCAGGUACUAAUAGCCCUGCAGGGAUGUCAUGCGUCAGGUCUGUCUUGUGGAGAGCUCUCACUGAUGGACAUAGCUGUAGAUGAGCAGCUCUGCAGCCGUCUCAAGCUCAACCUAGCCCAUUACGAGGAACUGGGUCCAGAAGGGGAUGCAAACAGCGAUGUUACUGGCAAACGAGUGCCAAAACCUGUCCUGCCAAGGAGCAAGUCAUGUGUGAGCCAAGGGAACAAAAGACUUUGCAAAGACUGCUUUGAUGAGCUUAAGAAGUUGGUUCUGGACUGGGUCCACGGGCGAGUCAGUAACUUCCGCUACCUGAUGGAACUGAACAGGUUAGCAGGACGGCGUGAAGGUGACCCUAAUUAUCACCCAGUGCUGCCAUGGGUGGUUGAUUUCACUGUGCCAUUAGGAAAAUUCCGAGACCUCAGGAGGUCAAAGUUCAGGCUCAACAAAGGGGAUAAGCAGCUGGACUUCACAUAUGAGAUGACCAAAGAGGCUUUGGCCGCUGCAGUGGGUAAUGGGGUGGGUGGAGGUGGUGUAGGUGGGGACCUCGGUGGCUCCGGAGGUGCCGGUGGUGCUGGACCUUCUGACCAUCUCCAUGUGCCUCAUCACAUAUCUGACGUUCUCUCAGACAUAACCUACUACGUCUACAAAGCGCGACAAACGCCCAAGUCGGUGUUGUGCAGCCACGUUCGCUCCCAGUGGGAGCCCAACGAAUACCCAGCCAGCAUGGAGCGCAUGCAGAGCUGGACCCCCGAUGAGUGCAUUCCUGAGUUCUACACAGAUCCCUCCAUUUUCCGCUCAAUCCACCCCGACAUGCCAGACCUGGAAGUGCCUUCCUGGUGCAAGUCGUGCGCGGAGUUUAUUGAGGUGCAUCGGCGCCUUCUGGAGAGCAGAGACGUGUCCCAAUACUUGCAUCACUGGAUUGAUCUCACAUUUGGCUACAAGCUGUCUGGUAAAGAAGCUGUCAAGGCCAAGAACGUCUGCCUGCACUUGGUUGACAACCACACCAAUCUGACCACCUAUGGUGUAGUGCAGCUGUUCGACCAGCCCCACCCACCACGCCUAUCGCCAUGUCAGUACGCCCCAGCAGAACCUCCAGUCCUUGGCCUUGCUUCUCUUAAUGUGCCUUCGCUAACCAUCCCUCAAAUCGACGCCGUAGCGGAUUCUGUGGAUGGACUGGUGCCGGAGUCAACAGGGUGCGAGUCAAGUGGCUGGACCGUGGUAGACCGGGAUGAAGAUCUGGAACAAGGGACGGAAGCUCUGGACUCGUUAGCGUCUGCCGGCUCAUCCGGCUCUGCUUCCUGCGCCGUGCCAAUGCCCGGCGUCGGUGCGGCUGGAGGAAAGAUGGGAGGAGAGCACACAGGACAUAUUGCAUCGCAGUCCCCGAGUUCAUUCCCCGGGGAAUUCACAGGCGCCGUGGGCUCUGGUUUACGGAGUGCCAUGUUGCAGAGAGGUGGGCCAACCAACAGAAGGCACGCGGAGGGCACGGUGUCUGGCACCAAUGCAGAGGAAGCGAAGAUCCUCCUCCCCGAAGGCUUCCACCCGCUGCAGCCUUUGGAUGAGCUGGAGAGGUUGAACAACUUCCUGGUGAAGAGUCUGCGCGCCGAUGUGGGGCUUCCUGACUGCAUGAGGGACGGCGUCACCGCCGAAUCGCUCCCCUCUCUCGCGCGGCUCUAUCAACGGGACAUGCAGGCCCUCGGCGUCGUCAUCGCCGAGAUGUUCUACCCCGCUAAGCUGAGGGGACUGAAACCCGGCACCCCCCUGAGACAGCGUUUCCAGGCGGUGAUGAAGCUGUGCUCGGCCAGCCUCCGGGACGUGCCGCUGUCAUUGCAUUACGCCCUAAAGACGCUGCUGCUAAUUGAGAAGCACGCUGGAACGGCACAAACGGAAGAUCCAGAUUGCCCCCGCCCACUCCUUUUCAAAUAUGAACCCAUCUGGGAUGGUCUUCCUCCCCCGAAUCCCUGCCAGCUACUGAACUCAAUCAUCUCGCCCUUUCCUUUCCCUCCCUACUUUGCACCUCUUCAUAGUUUUAUCUUUUCCUACCACGCCACCAUGGAGACCACGUGCAGUCUUCAAGGUAGAGAGGUUGUCUUCCAGCUGUGGCAGCAGCUGGAGACACUGUUGCGGGGGAACAUCACGGCUGAGGGCCUCGAGAUCCUAUUACCCUUCAUUCUGGCCCUCAUGCUCGAGGAGUCCACUGCGGUCUACGCUGCCUGGUACCUUUUCGAGCCCAUCUCUCGAGUGCUGGGUCCCAGAAAUGCGAACAAGUACUUGCUGAAGCCACUUGUUACCGUUUAUGAAAACCCUCACUGCCUGCGUGGACGCUUCUAUCUCUACACGGACUGUUUCAUCCUGCAGCUAAUAGUGAGGCUCGGCCUGCAGGCCUUUUUGUCCAGCCUGCUCCCCCAUGUGCUGCAGGUCCUCACUGGCUUCGAGAGCUGCAUCUCCGGCUCUAGCGGGGAGGCUUGCAAAGGGCUGCGGGACGCCACGUGUAACCUUAGAGAAGAAGAGGAAGAGGACUUUCAGUGUGGCGAGGGACGGCCGUCUUCCGGGUCUGUCAGCGCGAAUAUGGGAGGUGGCAGCGGGGCCGGCGGAGGAGUCGGCGGGGUGGGGGAGACUGGGAUGGUUGAUUACUCCUCUGGCGUCAGUCUCAAUGACCAAGUGUUCAUGUCAGAGGCGGAGGACUUUCAGAACGGGUUCUACGUCAACAAUGCAGCGGGGUCGGCUGCUGGGAAACAUCAGAGCCAGAACUCUGCCUCCAGGGAUCAGGACCAGGAGUCUCUGAGCGUGGGGAAGCUAAGCGACAAAAGCAGCACAAGUGAGCUCUCAUUGGGCGAUGGGGAUUCAAUGCGGGAUCGAGCUAGUCUCAAAUCGUCCAACAGCAGCCAGGACCUGAAACAGGCAAGUGAGGGAGAGGAGGGAGGAGAACUGGAGGAGGAGGAGGUGGGGAUGGAGGACCCUACCACUGCUGGACCGGGGCUAACUCUCUCUGGCUGCACUGAUGCUUCAGGAGCUACAACGGCCACUCUGGAGGGUGACUUUGUGAACGCAAUGGCACCGGAAGAGACUGAGAAAGGCAUCGUGGGAGAGCAGGAGGAGGAGGACCAUGAUGCAUCUGACGAGUCCGGGGAGAAAGAGCAAAAGAUUCUUCUAGAUACAGUCUGCAAAACGGUCCGGUGGCUUUCGGCAACGCUUGGGCCUACGGUGACUUCUCGAUACGUCGCCAGGAAUUUGCUGCGAUUGCUCACAAAUUGUUACAUCGGACUCGACAAACAUCAGUUUGUGUCCGUCGCAUCAGAGGAGAGCAGGCGGGAGAGUGUGGGAAUGGGCAGCGUUUAUGAGAAGAAGCCGGUGGUUGGUGACCAGACAGCCGGACCCGUGUUGGAGUGUCUCAUCUACGUAGCUCAGCUUUAUGGAGAACCUGUGCUAACUUACCAGUACCUGCCUUAUAUCGGAUAUCUGGUUGCUCCACCUUCUUCACAGCGUCUUAACACGCGUAAGGAGGCAAGUCUGCUUGGAGCUGUUGCCCUUACGCAGAAGAUCAUUGUCUUUCUCUCUGAUACCACACUUAUGGACAUGCUGAUGAAGAUCAACCAGGAUGUGCUCCUCCCUCUGCUGGAUUUGCUCACCUCCCCUCGCAUGGGGUUCCCCAGCGGGGUGCAGACACGCACCGCCGUCUGCCUCAAGACACUCAGCCUGAUGGCUCUCAUCUGUCUGCGCAUCGGGAGGGAGAUGGUGCAGCAGCACAUGGCUGACACUCUGCGUCGCUUCUUCGCCGUUUUCUCUCUGCUGCCUUUUUUGAAGGCCCAGCUGGACAGCGCUCCUUGCAGAGUUGUGGGAGAAGUCACGGUCGUGGACGUCUGCACACCUGAAGAGACGAAUGUCACGUAUGAGUUGGCGGUGUUGGAGGAGCUACAGACUGUAUUCAACGCCGAGAUGGCCCAUGCCUCCUACAUCCCCUUCUACUGCCUCAUAGGGGACGUGGCAAUACGGAAACUGGUUCCCAACCACGAGCUGGUCUGGCAGUUAGCCCAGUCCUACCACCAGAGUUUGCACCAGGGCAGUUCAGAGACGUCCAAGGUGGAGCCAGCCCCGUCCUCCACCGGCGUCCCCUCUGGUUUUGCCCGACCUGUCGGCUCCAACCCAUUCCCUGCACCCUCGUCCACCUCACCGGGAGACGCCCUCCCGGAGUCGGGCACGUUUGGGAGCCACCUGGUAGGAAACCGUAUCCAAGUGUCCCAGGACAACGAAUAUGACCGUAGCCGGAACCUGGGUUUGGCCAACUCUUGGGGACGAUCCAGCCACACCAACGCCACCACCAGCACCACUAGCACCACCACCGCCUCCAGCCUCACCACUCCAUCCUUUGGCACGGCUUCCGUCUCUUCCUCCUCCUCCUCCUGGGUGAAGGGCCCCACUCCAGAGGACAGUGCACUGAAGCAAGAGCUCCCUCGCAGUGGCCGCUCCCUGCAGGGCAACUGGCUGGCCUACUGGCAGUACGAGAUUGGCCUCAACCAGCAGGAUCCACAUUUCCACUUCCACCAGAUACGACUGCAGAGCUUCCUGGGUCACUCGGGCACCAUAAAGUGUUUGGCCCCGCUGGCUGGAGAGGAUUACUUCCUCUCUGGAAGUAAAGACAAGACGGUGAAGCUGUGGCCCCUCUAUAACCACGGCGAUGGAACGCAGGAGGUGGAGCCCCGGGUUACGUACAACGACCAUCGAAAGUCCAUCUUCUACGUCGGACAGCUAGAGGCUUCGCAGGAGGUCGUCAGCUGCGAUGGAACGGUGCACCUGUGGGACCAGUACACAGGCAAACAGAUCCGCUCGUAUGAAGCCGUGGACGGAAAGAAUCCCAUCACGGCGGUCACCACCAUGCCGGCGCCACACUGCAGUGUUGUGUUCGGCAGUGCGGAUUCUAUCCUCCGCUUCAUCGAUCCUCGCAAGCCCGGCCUGCAGCAUGAGUUCCGACUGGCAUACAACAACGUGAGUGCCGGGCUCAUCCGCUACCUGGCGGUGAGCCCUUCAGGGCGCACCGUGGCUGCAGGUUUCUCGUCUGGCUUCAUCGUUCUGCUGGAUGCACGCACUGGACUUGUUCUAAAGGGAUGGCCGGCGCACGAGGGAGAUAUCCUCCAAAUGAAGGCUGCAGAAGGAAACUUGGUGGUCAGCUCCUCCACUGAUCACACCCUCGCCGUGUGGAAAGACCUGGAGCACAAGCCUCUUCGCCAGUACAAGUCGCAGUCCGACCCCAUCCACGCUUUCGACCUUUACGGUUCCGAGAUCGUGACCGGAACGGUGGCCAACAAGAUCGGGGUGUACUCCAUGGCAGACAUCUCCCUGAGUCCCGUCAGCAGCACCAAGCUGAGUUCGGAGAACUUCCGCGGCACUCUGACCAGCCUGGCGGUCCUGCCCACCAAGAGGCUGCUGCUGCUGGGCUCUGAGAACGGCGCCAUCCGGCUGCUGGCUUAGGCAGGAUCAACGGCUCGCGCCUAUGCUAAACACUUGUUGACCCUGAGAGUGUCUUUAUUCCUGAAGAAGCCAGGUGUCUGAGCUUUCUCUGUCCCCUGUCCUGUGCUUGAGGUCAAAUGUGUUGGUAGAGCACGUACUUUAAAUGGCUUUAUGUAUGAAGAAGCACAAAUAACGGCAUCGGUUGCCACCGAAUCUGACAGCGAAAACGAUGCGUGUGUGAUAUUCACUAUGUACAGUAAAUCCACUGUUUUUUUUUUUUUCUUAAAAAGCCUAUAGAUGUAUAGAAAUUAUAUUAUAGAAACGUCAUAUUUUGACAGGUCAUUUAUUCCUUUGACUAGGUCAGUUACUCUGUUGAACAGAACUAAUCAGAAGACGCGCUCAGGAAAGGGGAAACCUAACACAGUUCUCAUGUAGUGUUUACGCUUUCCAAAUAGAUGCAUAAAAAAAACACCAAAAAAAAAAAAUACUUUGACCUCAACUCUCAUUUCCUUCACUGUUAGAACCCAUGAGUACCCAAAUGCACUGAUUGAACUAUGCAGUAUUUGUAGAUCAAAUCACUUGUUUGUGUUAGCAAUACUCCGUGUUUCUCAGUAGAUUGUUUGUGCGCCAUGAACAAUAAAAGUACACCCGCUGCUCUGCCGGCGGUCCUGGUGCAGCGUGGAGACGCUUUCAACUGUCGACGCUCAAAGAACUCGCUUACUGAUGCAAAGCCUUUAUCCUCCUGCACAAGUAUGGCCUAAAUCGUGACAUUUAGAUCCUCCCUCAGUUUUUUUUAUUUUUUAUUUUUUUAUCGACUAAUGAAUUACUUGAACCAGGUUUUGAGAUUCUUGAUUUAGCGGUCAGAGCCUGUAGCAACGUUCCAGUGGGAAGGUAUCGAAGCAGGUGCCACUCUGACUGCUUAUGUCACAUUAGACUCACUACCUUCUGAUUGCUCAUUACUAUAGCUAACAAAAACAACAGUCAAUGCCAAGAUACACUGUUUUAUAUUUAGUCAUUUAUAUUAAACGGCAGAUCUAUAUGGAGAGAUCAUGUUGUAAUCAAAUAAGUAUUUGUUUUACUUUACUCUUUAGCGUGUAAUGCUAUGUCCGUAUAGUUGUAUGCUCACAAAGAUCUUAAUGAAUCGGAGUCUUCAAAGGACGUUGGUGUCGCGUAAUCAAAUCUCUUCCUUUUGUAUGAUUUCAUUGCUUUCAUGUUGUAAAAUGCAGUUUGCCUACUUUUCUGUAAUCUGCCAUGUAUACCACACCUUUUGAUAUUUAGUGUUUUUUGUAAGUAAAAGUUCAAUGAUCAUAAAAGAACAAACCUUGUUUUGAAAAGAAGCUUUGUACUUGCAUAUUGAUAAUUGGUUGCAACGGCUGCAGCUAUUUGAACAUUUUAAGAAAGGUCCUGGUAAAACGCUUAUUUAUUAACUGGACUAAUAAAAUGAUUGCUUCCA
Molecule: messenger RNA, 8086 nt
Organism: Gasterosteus aculeatus aculeatus (three-spined stickleback)
Lineage: Eukaryota; Metazoa; Chordata; Actinopteri; Perciformes; Gasterosteidae
Gene: wdr81
Product: WD repeat domain 81
Biological process (GO): aggrephagy
Cellular component (GO): mitochondrion
Molecular function (GO): phosphatidylinositol 3-kinase regulator activity; protein binding
Source: RefSeq, a predicted model, not a curated record